AUGGCUUCCGCCGCUGGCGCCGAGAUACUCGAUGACAAAAGCCAGAUUUGCAUCCCCUUCAUACUGGAGCGGCUGCAAUCGCACCUGCAGUCGGGGUCCACGCGGCCCUUCAUCAUCGGUUUGAACGGCGUGCAAGGCGUCGGUAAGACGACGCUGGUUAGUAGGCUCGCCGAGGCAUUGCGCCAGGAUGAGGGUCUUGAGACCUUGGUAUGCAGCAUUGACGACUUUUACCUGGCGCACGACGAUCAGGUCGCGCUCGCAGAGUCCAUGCCGGACAACGCGCUGGUACAGGUCAGGGGCGAACCGGGGACUCAUGAUAUGAAUUUGGCCAAGGACUUCUUCGCGGCAAUCCUAAGCGGCAGCCCUACGCGGGUUCCUCAAUAUGACAAGUCUCUAUUCUCAGGGCAGGGGGACCGUCUACCGCGCUCCAGCUGGCCUGAGGUUAAUGCUCCGGGGCAGCCCAAAGUACAAGUCGCCAUCUUCGAAGGCUGGUGCGUCGGGUUCCGCUCGCUCUCACCCACUGAGGUGGGCGUCAAGUAUAACGGGCCAUCACGGACCCUCAAGUCCCACGACCCAAUGCACUUGCAGUUCAUCAAUGCGAAGCUGGGAGCGUACGAUGGCAUUACUAAUCUGUUCGAUGCCUUCAUUCACAUCGAUGCCGAGAAUAUAGAGUAUGUCUACGACUGGCGAUUGGAGCAAGAGGUCAUGUUGCGGGCGCAGCGUGGCACUGGCAUGAGCAACGAACAAGUUAUACGCUUUGUCGAUGCCUAUUAUCCUGCAUAUGAGUUGUUUACGGAUAAAUUGCGCAGCGGUGUGUUCGCUGACAAGCUGCGGUGUCAGCUAAGACUGGUGGUUGGUAAGGAUAGACGCGUAAUGGAAACAAUCAUCAUCUGA
This is a messenger RNA of Xylaria bambusicola, 894 nucleotides long. RefSeq names its product putative Uridine/cytidine kinase. The transcript has 2 exons. The record is from RefSeq and is a predicted model, not a curated record. NCBI's taxonomy places the organism in Eukaryota, Fungi, Ascomycota, Sordariomycetes, Xylariales, Xylariaceae. Gene Ontology annotation, cellular component: cytoplasm. Gene Ontology annotation, molecular function: GTP binding. The coding region runs from base 1 to 894 and encodes 297 amino acids. Gene Ontology annotation, biological process: SRP-dependent cotranslational protein targeting to membrane.